AUGAGUGACUUCCGGGAUCCGGACCGAGCCAAUUCUGGGCGGUCCUCGGAUCCUUUGCUAGUGUGGAACGGAGCGGAACGCGCAGGCGUGUCCAGUCCGCCGUCGCUCCGCGCAUCCCGCCCGCGGCUCGAGAACACGCUGCUGCUAAGUGGCUUGUCCGGCGAGUCUCCUCCGCCUUAUACCGCCGUGGAGAGCGAAUCGCCGACCACCGCGGCGGACGACACACCCACGGGCGCAUCGACGGCUACAGACCUGAAUACCAAUCGGAGAGCACGCGCGUCAACGUUGCCGUGUAAUGCGGUGCCUCUCGUCUCGCACGCCACUGCCCAGGUCGACGGCGGAGAUACCGAUACCGCCUCUGUCUCGUCUCUGGACCUCGUCCUACCAGACGAGUCGAUUGCGCGCACGCAGAAGCGCAUGCGCCGCGCGAGCGCGAUUGUUGAAGACCGGCCUUCGGCCGCUUCGGUGACGAGCCCUUUAGCGGCAAUCGUCCCCUCUUUCCUCUCGCGCAAGAGCUAUGUCUCUGCUGUCGAGGCAAAGAAGGCCGAGGAGCAGCGCACCGACUCGGUCGAAGCGCUCGAGCCUCUUCCGGCCGCUUUUAUGGUCUUGCUGCACAGCCUGCGUUUGUUUGCGACGGUGCCUGGCAUUAUCGGCACGAUCCUCUGCUUCCGGCGGGGAUGCGCUCAACUCGCCGUGCACUAUCGGUGGUUCCGUACGAUGGAGGACAUGCGCACGCCGGGCGCGCUCGAGUACUUUAUCUGCUGCUUCUGGGCGCUCUGCACCGCAUUCCACGCCCUAUCGCUCAUGACGCUGCUGCUGCGCCGCUGGCUGAUUUACUACGCAGUGCUUCCUUCGAUCAUUCGAUUGGUUGCGUUCCAGUCUAUUUGUUGGACGCUGGUGCGCAUUUCUCUUUAUCUUUUUGGGCCGGAGCAGCCGAUCGGCGGCUGGCUGCUCGUCUCGAGUUUCACAGCUGCGGUCGAUGUCGUGGCACGUUGGAUCACAAGCAACAUUACCGAUUUGGACGACACGGAGCACGACGCACACGCGCACUCAGACUACCCUGACACGGGUGCAUCGGACGGCGAGGGACUGUACAGCGCGAACGAGAGCGGCGCCUCGACGAUGCCGUCUCAGGCGUCGCUCGCGCAUCAGCAGCGCAUUCGGCGGUACCGCGAGCAGAGUGCGCGACUCUUUCGUGUGCUGGUCGGCGGUGCUUCCGACGAAGAAAACACACUUAGCGACUCGGACUUGUCGGAUACCGACUCCAAGCCGGAGCUCAGCGGGCAACGUGGCGAUCUCGCGAGGCGCAGGCGCCUGCUGGACCCCAACGCGCCUGUGACGAGCGACAGCGACGCGCUGAGUCCCGCGCCCUAUGCAAUGGAUGCGGCGCUGUGGCGCCUCCGUGUGGACGCGCGCCGCUCGCGUGCGCAUCGCUCGCGGACGCAGCGCUUGCGGCAGCGGCGCAAGGCGAAGCAGUCUCAGAUUUCGUCCUUCUUCCAGAACUACCGCGCGGCACGCAUCCACUCUCGGCGCGUCUUCCACUGGGAAGUGGCCAUGUGGCGCAAUGUGAUGCCCAUCGCGUUGCUCGGCUACCUGUCGCUUUGGGUGCUGAUUCUCGCCUGGUUCUCCCAGUCGCACUCGACGGAUUCUCUGUGA
Malassezia japonica is the source of this 1656-nucleotide messenger RNA. RefSeq lists its product as uncharacterized. Gene Ontology annotation, cellular component: endoplasmic reticulum membrane. The transcript has a single exon. Gene Ontology annotation, biological process: protein N-linked glycosylation; cellular response to oxidative stress. The record is from RefSeq and is a predicted model, not a curated record. Bases 1 to 1656 code for a protein of 551 amino acids. Lineage: Eukaryota; Fungi; Basidiomycota; Malasseziomycetes; Malasseziales; Malasseziaceae.